AUUGUGUUCUGUGGUACUAUAAUAUCAUAGAGAAGUAUUAUAACCUCUUUACGUAGUGUAUAAAUCACAAAAACUACUUGCGCUGCAAUUUGCAUGUGAGCUUUUCAGGUAUAGAAUGUUGUUUUGUGGAUGACUAUAUUUUGAUGUGAAUUAUAUUAGGUAACUUGAGUUGUUGAAAAUUGUUUCUGAAUAAGUGAAGACAUUAUUUUAUAAUGCCUAAAGUUAAAACAGAGAAGAAAUCAAGAAUUCAUAAUGAAGUUGUUAAACAAGGUAUUCAAUUUAAUAAGGACUUUGGACAGCAUAUUUUGAAAAACCCUCUUAUAAUAACGUCCAUGUUAGAUAAAGCUGGAUUGCGACCUACUGAUGUAGCUCUUGAAAUCGGUCCGGGUACGGGAAACAUGACAAUAAAGUUACUUGACAGGGUAAAAAAAGUUGUGGCCUGUGAAAUUGACACAAGAUUAGUGGCAGAGCUUCAAAAACGUGUUCAAGGAACACCAUAUCAAGCUAAAUUACAAAUACUUGUUGGAGAUGUACUUAAAACAGAAUUGCCGUUUUUUGACAUCUGCGUUGCUAAUAUCCCUUACCAAAUUAGUUCACCCUUGGUAUUCAAAUUACUUCUACAUAGACCUUUCUUUAGAUGUGCGGUACUCAUGUUUCAACAAGAAUUUGCACAAAGAUUAGUAGCAAAACCUGGAGAUAAAUUAUAUUGCAGAUUGUCUAUUAAUACUCAGUUGCUAGCUCGAGUUGACAUGUUAAUGAAAGUUGGGAAAAAUAACUUCAAGCCACCACCUAAAGUAGAAUCUAGUGUUGUUAGGAUAGAACCCAGAAACCCACCUCCACCAAUCAACUUUAUUGAAUGGGAUGGUUUGACCAGGAUAGCAUUUGUGAGAAAGAAUAAAACUUUAGCAGCUGCAUUUAAACAUGCUACUACAAUGGCAGUCCUAGAGAAAAAUUAUAGAGUUCACUGUUCUCUUAACAACAAAGAUAUACCUGAAAACUUUGAUAUAAAGCAGAAAGUACAGGAAAUAUUGAUUAAUGCCGAAGCUGAUCAAAUGAGAGCUAGGACAAUGGACAUAGAUGAUUUCAUGAAAUUGUUACAUGCUUUCAACGCAGAAGGGAUUCAUUUUGCAUAGUACUUUUGAAAUUAUAGAAAGAAUAAAAUUUAUGUUAUGUACUAUUUACUGUUUGU
Messenger RNA from Diatraea saccharalis (sugarcane borer), 1189 nucleotides. Lineage: Eukaryota; Metazoa; Arthropoda; Insecta; Lepidoptera; Crambidae. The record is from the annotation of a GenBank genome assembly.